AUGGUACUCUGGGUGGCCUUGAUAGUUUUAAGCUACAUCCAGUCAGUACACAGCCAAAACUACGAUCUCCAUUUUAAAAAUCCUGUUAAUACAGUGUUUUCUACUCUUGGGAUCAACAACGAGCUUCAGAACUUGAUAAGAAGUCCAGUAAACUUUCUAAGGGACCAGUUGUUAUCUUAUUCUCAACAGUCUGUGGACUCUAAAGAUGAUGAUUCCAAAGUUUGUGAAACAAAGGUCUUGUCGCUUGUUGAGUCCUUGAAAACUGAAGAAAGUCUCAAAUUUGUUGAUGCACUUGGUAAACCUCCAAGUGGUUUUCUCAAUGGUAACACAGUUCUCAUGGGAAGUUAUGACACAUGUACAUCUAUGAUCAAAUCCGCGGGCUAUGGUAGCAACUACAAACCCUGUAAAAUAAAGGCUCUUAUGACAAUGGGCAACAAUUCAGUUGGUGGCACCCCACUUACAUGGACAGUUUGUUUUCCACAAGAAUGUCGUGGUGGCAACUUCACUUCCCUUAAGCAGGGUUUACUCAAAAUAAUAAACAGCCGGUGGGAUCCAGUGCACAUAGCUGAAAGUAGUGUAGUCACAACAUGUGAUACAGAUUACAACUAUAGCGCUGGAUCGUACUGUGCUAUUGUCCUGAUAUCAGUGAUUGCGUUCAUGGUGCUAGUCGGAAGUAUGUGGGACCCUGUAGUGAUGCUCGUGACAUCUCUGAAAGUAGCAGAGGAGAGGAAGGUUCUGGUUAACAGUGAAGAAGGUGGUGCAGUGGAUGAGAUUGUCCCAGAUAGUCCUGCUGUCCAGUCAAAACCUGUCUUGGACCCAUUUAAAAGCUCUACUUUAGGCGAGGUGUUGAAGUGUUUCUCUGUGCAGCGAACAGUUGGAGCCCUUCUAAACACCACUACCAAGGAGGGACAAAUCCUCUGCAUGAACGGAAUCAGAGUCCUGAGUAUAAAUUGGGUUGUUCUGGGCCAUGUUUACUAUAUCGGACUUGGAGCUGCAGAUUACACUGACUACAUAUCCAUGUGGCGUAAAAUUCCAAUGGCAAUAAUCUAUAAUGCAUUACCAGCAGUCGAUACUUUCUUCUUCAUAAGCGGUUUCCUUGUUUCUCUUCUCCUCUCAAAAGACCUGGCAAAAAGAGGAAAGUUUAACGCUGUUGGUUACUAUCUACACAGAUACUUACGGUUAACUGUACCGUUUCUUGUCGUGACUCUUGGACAAGGGUUUCUUGCUCAGAUAUUUAUUAGGGGCCCGUUUGAGGACAUCCUUACUAAAGGUAGUGAAAACUGUAACAAGUGGUGGUGGACUAACAUUCUCUACAUCAACAACUUCGUCCCUUGGAACAAACUAGAAAUAUGCGUUGGACAGUCCUGGUAUUUAUCUAAUGAUUUCCAGUUCUUCAUUGUAGCCCCACUCUUCAUCUGGCUUCUUUACAAAUCACCUAGAACUGGAAUUGCUGUAACAAUGACUACGCUAGUCUGUAGUUGUGUGGCUGCGGGCGUCAUUACUUACGGUUAUAACCUGGGCCCUUCCACUGUAUUCGAUCCGAAUGCUGCCAACUUCACAGACUUCAAGCUGCUGUACGAUAAGCCGUGGAUACGUUGCCCUCCCUAUCUGAUAGGACUGCUUGGAGGCUGGUUUUGCUUCAAGAACCUGGACAGUCUCAAGUUGUAUAUCAGCCGACUCCGCUUCAUAACGAGGCUGCUACUCAGUGUGGUAAUCUGGAUAACUACCUGCACUGUCCAGUACUGGGUUACAUUCGGUCUUCACAAUGAUAUGCUCAAGAAGACAUCUGGAGAAAAUAUAAGUCUGACAGGGAGUGUGAUGUACGAGACAUUUGCUAGAUCUAGUUGGGGGAUAGCUUUACUGGUUCAGAUUGUCAGUUGUCAGUGUGGAUUAGGAGGUAAGACAUUUGCUAGAUCUAGUUGGGGGAUAGCUUUACUGGUUCAGAUUGUCAGUUGUCAGUGUGGAUUAGGAGGUAAGACAUUUGCUAGAUCUAGUUGGGGGAUAGCUUUACUGGUUCAGAUUGUCAGUUGUCAGUGUGGAUUAGGAGGUAAGACAUUUGCUAGAUCUAGUUGGGGGAUAGCUUUACUGGUUCAGAUUGUCAGUUGUCAGUGUGGGUUAGGAGGCAAGACAUUUGCUAGAUCUAGUUGGGGGAUAGCUUUACUGGUUCAGAUUCUGAUGUCAUUAAAGAAUGCCGUACUGUUUAGUGUCCUAACAGCCGUAUGUUGUCAGAUCCAAAUACCUAUUUCCUCCCAAGACCUUAACCCAAUCUUUGGUGAUUUCAACCCCGGUUUAACGAAUUUCUCACUUCCGGGAAUAAAUUUGGGAGAAGAACCCAAGUUGUCUGAUGUGGCUGACUCGCUAUGUUUGACAAAGAUCAAGGGAUUGUAUAACGGGCUGACGACUUUCAACCAGGAAAGCAUCGCUUUUUUUGAUGCGGCUGGGAAGCCAGGACCCGGACUGACUCAAGGGAACUUGCUUAUGAUGGGAGGAUAUGACAUGUGCCUGAGUAUCAAGAAUGCUACAGCCGGCUACUACAACUUCUGUUAUGUGGGUGCCCCGGGUAAACUUUUCGGAUAUCCGAUAAGAAUUGACUGGACGGGGUGUCUACCUGUAGAAUGUCGUAAUGGUAGCAACACAGACGUUGAGAAAUGGAUAAGUUCGUUCAUACCAUUUGGGCAGCUAGUCUUGGAGCCUGGGACCAUGAAUUGCGAGACUGAUGUAGAGCUCGGUACUGGUGCUAUUUUGGGAUACGUCUACCUUGGCAUUGUCGCUUUUCUUGUUGUUUUAGGGACACUGUGGUACACAUGUCAUCCUGUAAUCAAGAGUAUCAUCACCUCUGGACCUCCUGAAGACAGACAAGUUCUGGUGGAUUGUGAGGAGAAUAACGAGAUCAUUCCAGACACACCGCAGGAGGGUGAAAGUGCUGGCAAACCAGCCCAACCUCGGUCAGUGGCUCAGCCUGAACAACAGACGGAAUCUUUGCUCAGCAGAUUCUGGAAAUGUUUUGCGUUGCAACGCUCGUUUGGGAGCCUCACCAGCACAACCACCAAGCCAGGACAGGUGCUCUGUUUGAACGGAAUCAGGGUACUUAGCAUAAACUGGGUGGUUUUGGGACACACUUAUCUCAACUACAUGGGACUUCUCGGCGACAAGAUGUAUCUGGGGACUCUGCUGAACCGGAGGAAUAGUCCCAUUAUUAUAAACGCAAAUCCGUCAGUGGACAGCUUCUUCGCGUUGAGUGGUUUCUUAGUUGCGUAUUUGUUGCUGAAACAGUUAGCUAAAAGUGGUGGUCCUAGAAAGAUGGGAGUAGCUAAGUGGGUAGCUUAUUAUCUUCAUCGUUAUCUGAGACUGACAGCUCCUUAUCUAAUGGUCGUGUUACUAGAGGGAUUUCUGUACAGACAGUGGGUGACUGGACCGCUAACCUUUGCCAUGGACGGCCCGGAUAAAGCAUGUCAAGACUACUGGUGGGCAAAUAUCUUGUAUAUCAACAACCUGGUCCCCUGGAAAGCGACGGAAGUAUGUGUGGGACAGACCUGGUACCUGUCAAAUGAUAUGCAGUUCUACCUUAUCGCACCUGUCUUCGUCGUGCUUCUCUUUUGGAAACCGUUAACAGGGAUAUUAACCAGUGUUGCUGUUAUUUUAUCCAGUACAGUAGCAACUGCUAUAAUUACCUAUCACUACAGACUGGGCCCUGCUUCAGCAGCUGAUUUGAACGAUGAUAACUUUUGGCUCGUGUACAACAAACCUUGGAUACGUAUAAAGGCUUACUUAGUCGGAAUUCUUGGCGGUUGGAUCUAUUGGAAAUACGGACAGACUUUGCAAGACCGUGUUAACAAGAUGCCUGAGUGGAGGAAGGUUCUUGUAGCAUGUCCCAUUUGGGCUGCCACGUGCGCUAUACAGUGGGCUGUUGUCUUCGGGCUAUACGACGACAUAAAGAACGCUAGGCUAGAGAACAAACAACCUGGUGAAGCAGACAGCAUAUCCUACAGCAGUUUGGCUCGUAUAGCCUGGUCCACCGCUCUCACGGCACAGAUCUUACUGUGUCAGAGCGGUCUGGGCGGCUUCAUCAACUCUAUUCUCAGCUGGAAUGGUUGGCUGGUAUUGGCUAGGCUCACUUACUCGGUUUACCUUUUACAUUUGGGCUUGAUGAGAGUGCUGGCGGUUAUAAUCAGGCAUCCUUUCUACUUCAAUCCUGACUUUGAACUGGGUGUGAAGUAUCUGGGUAUCUUGAUGAUGUCCUACCUGGCAGCAAUAAUUCUCUAUGUGUGUGUCGAGCAACCCCUUGCUUUUCUUGAGGCUCUAACAUACAGAAGAUAAAGAUAUUUGUAUAUUUUAGUAUGGUUUAUCGUUACUCUUUAUUGUUAAUGUUAUGUACAAUGUAUAUUGUAUAAUGUACAUAUUGUA
Molecule: messenger RNA, 4404 nt
Organism: Bolinopsis microptera
Lineage: Eukaryota; Metazoa; Ctenophora; Tentaculata; Lobata; Bolinopsidae
Exons: 22
Coding region: 1-4317 (1438 amino acids)
Molecular function (GO): acyltransferase activity, transferring groups other than amino-acyl groups
Source: RefSeq, a predicted model, not a curated record